Messenger RNA from Linum trigynum, 1326 nucleotides. NCBI's taxonomy places the organism in Eukaryota, Viridiplantae, Streptophyta, Magnoliopsida, Malpighiales, Linaceae. The record is from the annotation of a GenBank genome assembly.
AUGGAGACUGGCGGUCCUAGUUCAGCGACAAUAGAUAGAUUAAGCUCUCUUCCAGGCAAUGUGAUAGAUAACAUUUUAUCAUGUUUGUCAACAAAAGAAGCUGCGAGGACAAGUUGCUUAUCCAAGCAUUGGAAGGAAAAAUGGCAUACAGUGUCCUGUAUUGUACUUGAGGAGAAAAUGUUGAGUGAAAGAAUGCAAUCGCAGAUUGAGGGCAUCAUCACUUAUAUUCUGACCAAACAUGCUGGAGACAUCGAGAUUUGCUCGCUUUCUGUUGGCACGGUGAAGUUUUUCUACGAUAUGAAAUCAUGGAUGUGGCGGUUAUCCCGAAAGUCUGUUCAAGAACUCACCCUUAAAGUUCAAAGGGGUACUCGUCAUGAUGUGCCCUUGGAUUUGUUCUUUUGCGAACAACUAAGGCACUUGACCCUUCGUUAUUUUCUGUUCAGACCCCCAUGUACUUUUCGGGGGUUUAGGAAUCUCGUGAACCUUGAUCUUAAGAAAAUUACUAUAUCAAAAGAAGCCCUUGAAAGUCUGUUGGCUAGUUGCCCACAGCUUGAGACACUGAUCGUGAAGAAAUUGAGCUGCGUUGAUCAUCUUCAUAUCAACGCUUCUAACCUUAAGUACUUGAGCUUUGGUGGAGAAUUCAAGUCCAUGUGCUUCAAUACUCCUCUUCUUACUGUUUUGUCUUUAAAUAUGUACCGAAUUGUGUCUGAGCAGAACAACUUCGAUUUAAGAUUCAUAAUCCGUGGACUGCCUCCUGCUAUUGAGGAGCUCUAUGUGCGGUGUCCUUUUAAGAAGUUCUUGGCUGCAGGGAAUAGACUGGCUCAGGUCUCCACUUGUUACAACAAUGUUACAACUCUUGGAUUGGAUGAAUUCUGCUUCAAGCAGAUGGACCAAGUCUCGUGUCUUCUUUCCUUGAUUCAAUGCUUCCCUAACUUGCAAUUACUUGAGAUUAAGGCCUGUAGCUGUGAUAAUGAAGCUGCACAAGCUGCUGUUUUAGAGUUCUGGGAAGAAGAUAAGCAUCCCACGUGUUCCUUGGACCAAUUGUGUAAUGCAAGGGUGAGGUCAUUCCACGGUGACGACUCUGAAAUGAGGUUUAUCAAAUUUGUGAUGGCAAAUUCGCCGAAGCUGAAUGAGAUGACUGUUGAACCCAUCAUCAAUCCGGACUAUAACGAAAUAGUGAUUAUUGCACAACUGAUGGAUUUGCCACAAGCCUCAGAGAAAGGAAAAGUCAACUAUGUCGCCUACAACCCUCAUGUGAACUCAGGCGAUUUCUCGGAUGAAGAUGGCGACAGCUCGGAUGAUGCCUACUCUUCAGAAAGCGAGUAG